Molecule: messenger RNA, 3549 nt
Organism: Cuscuta epithymum
Lineage: Eukaryota; Viridiplantae; Streptophyta; Magnoliopsida; Solanales; Convolvulaceae
Source: the annotation of a GenBank genome assembly
AGAUGGCCCAAUAGAAAUAUUAGAAUUAAAAUUAGAAUUAAAAAAAUUAAAAUGCGGAGAUGAAAGAACUUCUAAAGCCGCUAGUCCGCUACCCAUUCUGCCAAGCUAGUAAAGCCGCUCCCAAUUCUGCGGUUCUGCAGUUCUGCCAGGCGGCCAGGUGACGUACCAAUCUGCAAACCAGGUAAUGAUCCCUCCAAAUUUUGAGAUUUCAACAGUAAUUCGUUAUGUUUUAAUGAUUUCUGAUUUUCCUCAUAUUCAAUUUUUCAUUCUUCUCCCAUCCGCAAUUCACUAUCAGCAUAGUUUUUUUUUUUUGAAAAAAUCAGCAUAGAUAUUAAAUUGAUGACUUAUUCUACAUCUAAUUUAUAAAUUAUUACUACCUCCGUCCCAAAAAACUUUGACAUUUCCAAAAAUUUGAACCUUAAAUUUGAUUUGUAUAACAUUAUAUAAGUUAUAAAUUUUAUACUUUUAUGAAAGCACUUUUAACAAAGAACAUUUUCAUAUAAUUUUUAUAUUAUAAAUCAUUUUUAAUAAAAAGAUAUAGCCGGUCAAAGUUUUGAAAAUGUCAAAGUUUUUUGGGACGGGGGUAGUAUUUAUUAAUUGUAUUAAACUUGAAACUUUGUGUUAUUCUUUUUCCUUUUUUCUUGCAGUUAUUCAUUUAUUAAAUUUAGCUUGAAAUUGUUUCUAUUAAACAGUGUUUCCAUAUUUGAUAUUUACUAACUUGUAAUAUACCUAAUAUUUAGUGCUAAAUUAUUAUUUUAUAGUAUCUACUAUGACAGGGAAACGGAAACAAGAGUCAAGAGCUUUAAAGAGAAAAAUUGUUUCACUUCAUAUUUUCGUAAAAAAUGGUGUUAUAAUUUUCUAAUCACUUCAUAUUUAAUUAUGUUAUUAAUUUUAAAUACUAUUAAUCAUUUUUUGUCUGGGGCAUCAAAACUGCAAACUCUGCUACUUAUUGCUCUUGCAUAGAACUCUGAAGAGGAAAGCGUUCCAAAUUUGACUAUCGCCUUGCAUACCAAAAUUGACUACUAAUGUAUUUUGUUUAAUCUCUAAAUUACUAAGUUUAAAAAAGAGGAGCAAAACCGAAGUCUUGCAAGUUGCAAAGUCAUGGCUGUGUUCGGAGACGACGGUGAUCUAUCCAAUCUAAAAGAGAGAGUCCAUUAUCAUCUCCAAUUCGAUGGCGCCAUCAUCUUCUUCUUCUUCUCUUCACGCUCACAGCACCAGCAUGAUUUUUAUGUUUGCUGCUGUGUUCCUGAAUCUCUUCCACCUGAGCGAAGGAAAAACCUGCGCCCCUUCUUCGUGCGGCCAUAUCCGCAACAUCAGCUACCCUUUCCGGCUCAAUACCGACCCUAAACACUGCGGAGACGAGAGAUUUACCCUGUUCUGUGAAAACAAUAAUGCUACAGUGCUCCAUUUCAACUCCGGCAAGUACAAUGUCCGCUCAAUCAAUUACACCGCCCUCACAAUCAGAGUGUCCGAUGUCGGUGUUCGUGAAGACGAUUGCUCCUCCUUCCCAAUUUCUCCUCUCAGCGGCCGUUAUGAAUACCUGACAGACACUAUGGUCUUAGUGAGCUGCCCGAUUCCAUUGAAUUCCCCAUCUUUCAUUGACACUUCUCCUUGCUUUAGCAGCGGAAAUUAUUCGUACCUAGCUCCUGCCAGAAAAACGGGUUUAGGGGAUUUGCAGGUUGGUUGCAGCAUAGUGAAGUCAGUUUUGGUACCAGCAGGACGAAAUUAUACGUCGUAUGAAGAGAUUCAUCAGGAUCUCUUUUCUGGCUUUGAACUCUACUGGGAUCGUGCAGGAAAGUACAGUGGAUGUUCAAUUUGAAGAGAUACACUACUCAAAUUAUAUUUUUUAUGUUUUUCUUAUAUCCACCUUGUGUUACCUUUUUGUUAUAACAGCUGCCCCUGCACAUUAUGUGUAUAUGUGUGAAAUUUACCACUUCUUGAGGAUUAAUCACGGUUCAUGCAGGCAAGUUGGUGAGUAUAUAUGCUAGGAGGUUUCCUUUGUGACUCAAAUUUUAUGGCAUUCAUCACAGUAUCAUUCAAAUGAAUCAGCGAAAGAAAUUGAUCUGCCUUCAUUACUGCUAUUUAAUUGCUUACAUUCCUGACUUGUUAUGCUCUUAAGCAUAUUUGCCUAAUCUUAUUUCAAUUAUUCAUACUUCUGCUCCUGAACUGUUCUUUUUUUCUCUCCGGCCAAUGAAGAUGCUAGAAAAGUUCGCGCUGUUGUCAUCCAAAUAUUGUAUACUUUAAAGGGAUCCGGUUUGGAUAUAAUCUAUCUGAUCUGUCUCCUUCAAGCAGCAAAGGCAUCAAUAGGGGCUCCAUUUAUGAUUGCAUUGCUGAUCUACACAUGGCGAAGGAGACAUUUAUCAGCUUACGACAAAGUAGAAGACUUCCUGAAGAACCAUAACAACCUCAUGCCUAUAAGGUAUUCUUACUCCGAGAUUAAGAAGAUGACAGGGGGGUUUAAGGAGAUGUUAGGAAAAGGAGGCUUCGGUGCAGUAUAUAAAGGAAAGCUCCGUAGUGGUCAUUUUGCUGCUGUAAAAAUGUUAUUGAACUCGAAAGGUAACGGAGAAGAUUUCAUUAGCGAAGUUGCAACCAUUGAAAGAAUUCAUCAUGUAAAUGUGGUGCAACUGAUUGGUUUUUGUGUGGAGGGGUGUAAGCGGGCUCUUGUGUAUGAAUUCAUGCCAAAUGGCUCUCUUGAUAAAUAUUUGUUGUCUCAAGAAGGAUUGACCUCGACAAUGUCUUGGGAGGAAAUGUUUCGGAUCUCUGUAGGGGUUGCUCGUGGCAUUCAGUAUCUACAUCAAGGCUGUGAUAUGCAAAUACUUCAUUUUGAUAUCAAGCCCCAUAACAUUCUCCUCGAUGAAAAUUUCACCCCAAAAGUAUCUGAUUUUGGUCUCGCAAGGUUGUACUCGAAGGCAAACAACACCAUUGCAACUUUGACUGCAGCUAGGGGGACUAUUGGAUACAUGGCACCAGAACUGUUCUAUAAGAAUAUUGGACGUGUCUCGUACAAAGCAGACGUUUAUAGCUUCGGGAUGCUAGUAUUAGAUAUGGCUGGAAAGCGGAAUAAAUUGAAUAUAUCAACAAACGAUUCAAGCCAGUACUUCCCAGAAUGGGUUUACAACCAAGUAUCUGAGGGAAGAAAUGGAGAGAUUGGAGGUACUACAGAGGAGGAAAAUAAAAUAGCUAAAAAGAUGGUUAUGGUGGGGUUAUGGUGUAUUGAGAUGAAUCCUUGUAACCGACCAUCCAUGAACAAAGUUGUUGACAUGCUUAAUGGUGACGUGGACGGUCUGCAGUUGCCUCCUAGAGCUGUUUCAGAACCUAUAGAAGCAUGGGUCAACGAUGAAACAGAUAUGUCAUUCGACUAUUCCACAGAGUCAACCAGUUUGAUCUCGAAUUUUAAGUAAGUUAGUGGUAGUACAUGAACUACCGUAUUGUACUUCGGAAACAAUUGAUAUCCAAUUCAUAUAAUGUGGUUUUUGAAUGAAUAACCAAUGCAUUUUGUUUUUAUUGCAAUGUGAUGCAUGUUAUGAAAUAUACUCGAUAAUAUAACGU